GCCUUAUCCAAUAUGGCUUCCCUAAGCUGCCGCAACAUCACCCGGUUAUUUCAUCGUAUACGGCUUUACAGAAAUUAUACCACAAAUAUUUCACGACAGUUCAUUCAAUACGGAAUUCGGCACAGUUCAAGUAGCCUACAAAAUGCAGCAACUAAGAUUCAAACCACAGGAAUAUUGCGUGGAAAUAGUCAGAGAAUGCCUCUUAGUUGGAAGGAGAAGAAAUACUUCCAUUCAUCCUCAACCUUUUACUCUGAGAACUACAUAAUAGUGAAUACACCACCAUUUGCAGAGUCAGUUACAGAGGGAGAUGUCAGAUGGGAUAAAGCUGUUGGAGAUACUGUUGCUGAAGAUGAAGUUGUUGGAGAAAUAGAAACAGACAAGACCAGUAUACCAGUUAGUGCCCCUUCAGCUGGAACAAUUGUAGAGUUCUUUGUCAAUGAUGGUGAUAAAGUGGAGAAAGGUCAACAGCUGUUUAAACUUGCUCUUACAGGGGACACCCCUCCAAAGGAGACAACAGCAGAAAGUAAACCUGCAGCCGAGAGUCCAGCACCACCAACUGAGGAACCAGCUGCACCAGCUUUUAAGAUCCCUACCUCUCCUCCCCCAGCUCCUGAAGUACCAACUCAACCAAUCACAGAAGUUAAACCAGGGCCCCCUACCCCUCCCCCACAGCUAACAGGUGCUCUGCCAGCAGACGGUCUACCCAGUGGAGCUCGCUCUGAACAUAAGGCAAGGAUGACAAGAAUGCGUCAAAGGAUUGCUCAAAGACUCAAGGAUUCACAGAACACUUAUGCAAUGUUGACAACAUUUAAUGAAGUUGAUAUGAGUCAUGUCUCAGAGAUGCGGAAAAAGCACAAAGAUGCAUUUGUUAAGAAGCAUGGUGUCAAACUAGGCUUCAUGUCUGCCUUUAUAAAAGCUUCUGCCCAUGCCCUGCAGAGUGAGCCAACAGUGAAUGCUGUGAUUGAAAACAGCGAGAUUGUGUACAGAGAUUACGUGGAUAUAAGCGUUGCGGUAGCCACGCCCAAGGGACUUGUUGUGCCAGUCAUUAGAAACGUAGAAGAAAUGAACUACGCCGACAUCGAAAAAGCGAUCAAUGCGAUGGGAGAGAAGGCUCGAACAAACGAACUGGCCAUCGAAGACAUGGAUGGAGGAACAUUCACCAUCUCCAAUGGCGGAGUGUUUGGUUCCAUGAUGGGCACACCCAUUAUAAACCCGCCCCAGUCUGCCAUCCUGGGCAUGCACGCCAUUGUUGACCGACCGGUGGCUGUAAAUGGAAAGGUUGAGAUCCGUCCCAUGAUGUACUUAGCCCUCACUUAUGACCAUCGUUUAAUCGACGGUAGAGAAGCAGUAACAUUCCUCAGGAAGAUCAAAGCUUCUGUAGAGGAUCCUCACACUUUACUCUUAGACUUGUGAUCCCCUGGCUGAUCAUGCUGGGAAAUUUAUAGUGGACUGGACACUCACCAGUUUUAGUUAAUGUCAAGUUUACGGUCAGCCUUGGUCAGAGGAAUCUUUAUGAACGUCAGUGUUGUCACCUGUACUCGAUCGAUGUGGAAGAAGAAAAAUAGUGUUAUUGAUGGGUUUUUUAAAUUGAUGUUCAUAAUUUUGUGCGACUGUUCUAUUCAAUCAAACAGUUUUGAACGCAAAAUACGACCCUGUUCUGACUAGUGUCCUUCGCAGCCGUUGUUUGGUCUCGUCACGAAACGCGCUCUCAGUUCCUCAGAUAGGGAGAGAGUACGUGUAGUGACGAGACCAAACAUCGUCUGCGAAGGAGACUAUGUUCUUACCAAAUGAUGUAAAGUUUGCCAUUUACCAGAGAGGAGUAACGUUUGCUGAAUUGUCUCUUGAAAUUGUUUAUCUGUCAUUUUUUAGUGAUGUCAAAUAAAAAUCCACCUAAAACUUCUGGUUAAGUCCU
Stylophora pistillata is the source of this 1912-nucleotide messenger RNA. RefSeq names its product dihydrolipoyllysine-residue succinyltransferase component of 2-oxoglutarate dehydrogenase complex, mitochondrial. Lineage: Eukaryota; Metazoa; Cnidaria; Anthozoa; Scleractinia; Pocilloporidae. Gene Ontology annotation, biological process: tricarboxylic acid cycle. The record is from RefSeq and is a predicted model, not a curated record. Gene Ontology annotation, molecular function: dihydrolipoyllysine-residue succinyltransferase activity. Gene Ontology annotation, cellular component: mitochondrion; oxoglutarate dehydrogenase complex.